This is a messenger RNA of Calidris pugnax (ruff), 3767 nucleotides long. RefSeq names its product Fanconi anemia complementation group C (gene FANCC). The coding region runs from base 1 to 1728 and encodes 575 amino acids. Gene Ontology annotation, cellular component: Fanconi anaemia nuclear complex. NCBI's taxonomy places the organism in Eukaryota, Metazoa, Chordata, Aves, Charadriiformes, Scolopacidae. Gene Ontology annotation, biological process: interstrand cross-link repair; nucleotide-excision repair; cellular response to oxidative stress. The transcript has 14 exons. The record is from RefSeq and is a predicted model, not a curated record.
AUGGCCCAGGACACUGCAGUGCCCAAACUGGACUUUGUAUAUUGGUUGGAUAAAGCUAUUAAAUGGGGCCAAGCCACCACGCUGGAGUCACAGAAGGAUGUGUGCCUUCACUUGCCUCAGCUCCAGGAGUUUCUGCAUCAGGUCUAUGAAACUUUAAAACAUACGGAUUCAAUUGUAGCAAUCCAGCAGUUCCCUUUAAUUGGCCAACUUCUAGGAAGGCUUUGUUGGAAUCCUUUUGUUAUGGGAUACGAUGAAAGCCAGAAGACUCUGAUGUGGUGCUUAUAUUGUCUAUACAGCAGUGAACCACAGAACCCUGUGGAACUGAAGGCCAACAGCUGGAUACGGAGUUUGCUGUGCCAUCUCCUUUCUUCUUCUAAGUGGGAAAGUAAUGAAGCUGAAACCAGUGCAUUCAUAUCAACUCUUGGCUACACGUCAGCAGACUAUUAUUGUCACUUAGUUAAAAAUAUGGUCUUUUCAUUAGUAACAGAACUCAGAGAAAAUCAGGUCAAUGGACUUAACAUGCAGGGGAGGGUUUCAGGCAGUCGUGAGAAUGCUGUGUCCCUUUUCUGUGUCCCUCUCGUUACUUUGCCUGAUCUAACUCCAUUGCUGGAAACUCUCCUUCUUUACCAAGGAGGUGCAACAAAAGAAAUUCUCAGUUCAGAGUUUCUAGAGGCUGUGAAUGAUGCCUUUUUAAAGAAGAAGAUCUCUCUCCCUGAAUCAGCUGUCUUCAGCCUCUGGCUUCGUCACUUACCAAGUCUUGAAAAAGCUACAUUACAUCUUUUAGACCAGCUGAUUUCCAUUCAGUUGAAUUCACUGGAAGAAGUGGCUAGUGUCAUAAAAGAUUCACUACUGCCACAAGCAGCAAGCCAUCCUGCCGUUUUCAGAAUUGUUAAUGAAAUUUUCAAGAAUGUACUGCUAGAAACUGGUGGAACUCCAGAAGUUUUGACCAUAAUACAGGUGUUCACACAGCUCUUCCUUCAGUGUCAUCAGAAUGAAACCAAGCAGCAUAAAUUUCCACUGAAGGCCUACUUCCCUUACCAUCACCAGCCUCUUGUGACAGCUUUACUCAGACAUCCUUUUGUUGAGCAGACUAGACUUUUAAGAGUUUUAUUUUCAUCCUCCCCCUCAGAGCUGCCAACAACACGCUGGUCUCAACACUUGAAACACAUUUCAGAUAUGAUCAAAGCAUUAGUAGAAGGUACAAACAUUAGUUCUCUUGCUGACCUUUUUGAAAUCUGGUUUUUGGUUGCUCGUUUUGGAGAAUGGCUGGAUAUUGCAGCAGAGCAAUUACUGAAGGCUCCUGUAGAACCUGAUGCUCUGCUUUGGCUACUGGCAUUUUACUACUGUCCUCAAAAUGAAAAUCAACAAAGGACUCAAACAAUGGUGGAAGCUCAAGCAGUCUACAAUCGUCUAAUGAUGCUCUUCAGCUGUACAGUCCUUUCCAUCAAAGAUCUGGAGGCUGCUGUACACAUUUUAACAAAUACAGAGCAAAGUCAUACCCAGCAUCUUAUAGCACAUCUUCUUACCAACUUUUUGCUAUUUUCUUCUGGUGGACAUAUGAUUGCCCAGGAAUUUAUUUACCAUAUUACUGAGGCAACUGAUACAAGCAAAGAAGUUUGUAGUCUUCUUAUCCGUACUGCAUACAGAAUUAACCAUAAUGGAGAAGAAAACCAAAGGACUGUGAAGCUGCUGAAUGAACUUCUUCAAAAACUAACAUUGAAAGUUUAGACUUUUAAUGUCAUCUAUUUAUUAAGCCAGCACAUCAGAUCUUUAUCCAGGUGUCAGACUUCAAUUAACAUCCUACCCCGCGGGUUACCAAGGGUAGAAAAAUAUCUACUGAAGAAAUCUCCUGCAACUUUCUAUUCCCUCAUACAUUUUUGAAAAUAAUCCUUUGUUUGGAAAUGUUAACCUUUUAGAACAUAACAUGAAAUAUUGAAGAUAGUUGCAAAUUUUGUUCUGAGCACCUUCUUUAACAAGAGACCUAUGUCAUUUAAAGCAGUUCACUCAUCCUGUUGUUUAUAUGGCUGAAGAUCAGUUUUUCUCCCAAACUACACAUGGUUUUAUAAGCAAAUUGUUCCCAGUUGCUUGGUUGGUAAGUUGUUUGUAAAAUGUUUUGUUCUAUAAUUCUGCUUUUAUGAAACUGACGAUGAUCUAAGAGUCAGUGAUUCAUGGUGAACGCACUCUAUGUUCUCAGGAAAACAACGUUUCCUGAACUCCUUAGUUCUUGUUGAAAAUGUUUCCAAAAUAAAACUGCUCUCAGAUUUGCUAGAUUAUUUUUUUCUGUACUGCAGCUUUCACAGGACAGCGUUCUCUGCAAAGUGGUAUACUGAUAGCUGGUCUCUGUCAACAGUUAUAUGGCAGGUGGAAGGUUGCUUGCAGUACAGCCUAUUAUCAGUGUGCCAUGACUGAUGCUAUUGUUCAUUCUUUAAGAAAUCUUUUUUUCACUCAGAGUAAACAGGACAAGCACAGCUUAGGCAUAAGGAAAUUUUCCAGUUGGAGAGCCAAAAUUCCUAAAGAGAGCAUAUGGUUGCAACUCACCUCUUUCCUUUUUGUGUUGAAAGGUAUUUUACCUGCUUCGUGUAUGUUAUUUGCCACACACAAAGAGCAGUGGCUUACUGGUUUACUGCAUUGCUGUUAGGAGCAUAUUUGUCCCAAGAAGUUUUGUGAACCUGUUAUAGCUUAACUAGAAAAAUACCCAUGGAGAAUAGUAAUGCCAGAGGAUCUAAAGACGUUUCAGUAAUUUGUUCUCAUAUAUUACCUAGCUUUAAGGUCAACAGUUGUGCUAUUUCGAAGAUGUUACUUGGAAUACUAUUCUUGCAUAUAAAAUCAGAGCCAUAUGUCUUAAAUUAACACAGCUUUUUGAAUGUAGCAUUUGUUUUUGAGCAGUGGAAAAGAAAAGUAAGGUACUAGUGUCCCUUAACUGUGAGAAGUGGAAGGAUAUUUUCUGUAAUGCUGUUGACAGAUUUCUUACAAUUUUGUUCCCAGUGAGUCAUAUCAGACCAAAUUACAGAAGUUACAUGCCCUCUCAGUCAGUUUGUUGAUGUUUGUAAUAUUUGAUUCCAGCAGAUGAAGAAACAGUAAAUACAUAUAAUAUGUCUGUGAAGAAAGGAUAUUUUUUUCUCUUUCAGAUUAAAAAUACUUCUGAAAGAAAAAUCAGAAAGAGAUAUUUUGCAACUUGUCAGUUGUUGGUAGCCAUACAUAUAUAAAAAAGCAAAAUCAAGCAACCCGCAUUUCUUUUCCCCAGCUGUCAUACCUGAAAUGCAUGGGAUUAAACUAAAUUAUUUGUUUGUUGGUCAGAAGCUCUGCGGUAUUUGUUUAGUGGGAACAUGUGUGGAGUGCUCUACAUAGAAUGAUAAAUAAUCUAAAAUUUGUCUCCAAAGAAUGAUUUUUUUUUUUAUUAUUUAAUUUCUAAUCGACUUGUUGGAUGUGAGAUUCUUUGGUUGUCCUUAAAUUGUCUCCAUAUUACAACUAUAUAAAAUCUUUACAACUUUAAAGAAAUACUGGCAAAGAGUUGCAAUAUAUGAUUCUUGCAGAUUUGUUAGGUCAGUGAUAUCAGUAUGCUAUUUAUAUGUGUAUUACAGUUGUGGAAGAUGAAUUUGUAACCAUCCUUUCACAGUGCAGUCAUAUUUUUUUUCCACUAACAAAGUGCAUGAAAAUUCUUCUUUCUUAAACAAAAUCAAUAUCCUGUUAAAUAGUAGUAAGUCAAUUCAAGCAGAAAGGAAAUGUGCAGUAAAGGCAGAAAGAAUAAAAUUAGUACUGAAUUGGCA